CGUGCCCACCGCUAGCACCAUUUUACCCAUAUUUUCGCAAUUGUGGUUUUCAGCGUACGAAAAGAAAAUACCAGGGAGCUAGAGUAAUAAUUUGUGCACCGAUCAAAAAUAAUCAUAACCCAUACCCAUGGUAAGGUGGUACGCAUACGUGCAUCGGCCUAAAUCGCUCGGGGGAAUGUUUUUGGUAAAGUGAGAUAAAAGUGCAUCCGUGUCUCCCUGGGCAAAGGAUCAGUUUAAACCGUGAACCCAAACAGUGAAGCCAACAAGUAAUGUGCAGCGGAAGGUUAUAGCGUUAUAGAAAACGGCGACAAAAAUCGAUCGAGUGUAAACCGUGCCGCCCGGUACGGGUGCGAGUCUCCCCAGUGUGUGCCUGUGCGCCAAUUUGUUCGUGAAUUUGGUUUCUCGCUGUGUUUGCUCCGAUUUCCGGCAAAAGGUAGUGUGUGUUGCUACGUUUCGAUUCCGCGUACCGCACGGUCGGCCAAUCGGUGAAAACGAUGUUGCCCUUCACGCCACCGAUCGUGAAGCGGUUGCUCGGCUGGCGGAAGGUUCCGUCGGACGAUUCGGCCGAAGGGAAAUGGGGCGAAAAGGCGGUCAAAAGUUUGGCCAAGAAGAUGAAGAAAACGAGCGCCCUGGAGGAGCUGGAACGGGCCCUGACCGUGCAGAGCUGCCACACGAAAUGUGUACCGAUACCAAGAAAUGGUUCAGCGAACGGAGAAAAUGGAGUUGCGCUAAAAAAAGGUCUUCCUCACGUCAUAUACUGUCGACUGUGGCGCUGGCCUGAUCUUAAGAGUCAGACAGAGUUGAAAGCACUCGAUAUAUGCGAGUACGCAUAUCAUCUAAAGAAAGACGAGGUGUGCAUUAAUCCAUAUCACUACACUCGCAUCGAAUCGCAUUCGCAACACUCGCAACAUCAGCAACAGCAGCAACAACAGCAGCAACAACAGCAGCAGCAGCAGCAACAACAACAGCAGCAGGCACAACAGCCGCUGACCAUACUGGUUCCGAAGAACCUAUCGAACCUUCAGGGAGAAAACUCCGUUACCUACACCUUGGACGAUCUUAGUAAUACCGUACCAGUCAACAUACAGUACAAUGCAUUAAAUGAUAACUAUGUAACCAGUCCUCAACCAUCGCAAGUAUCAGCCCGGCAGCUACACCAGCAACUGCAGCAGCAUCAGCAACACCAGCAGCAACUUCAACAGCAGCAGCAGCAGCAGCAACUUUCUUCGCCGUGCUACAUGGAGGCAACGCUGGGCCAACAGAUACCGACCAACACGACGAUUAUGGACUCGGUUAGCGUCGGUGUGGGCACCAUACCGAACACCGAGACGCCGCCGCCCGGCUACAUGUCUGAAGACGGUGAUCCGCUCGAUCAGAAUGACAAUAUGACCGAUUUGUCACGCAUGUCACCAGCGGAAAUGGACACACAACCCGUAAUGUACCACGAACCAGCCUUCUGGUGCUCGAUCAGCUACUACGAGCUGAACCUGCGCGUCGGUGAAACGUUUCACGCCUCCCAACCUUCCAUCACGGUCGACGGGUUUACGGAUCCUUCCAACUCGGAACGAUUCUGCCUUGGGCUACUGUCGAACGUGAACAGGAACGAGGUAGUGGAGCAAACGCGACGCCACAUCGGCAAGGGCGUUCGGCUGUACUAUAUCGGCGGUGAGGUGUUUGCCGAGUGUUUAAGCGAUUCCAGCAUUUUCGUGCAGAGCCCAAACUGUAAUCAGCGGUACGGGUGGCAUCCGGCCACGGUUUGCAAAAUUCCACCCGGCUGCAAUUUAAAAAUCUUCAACAAUCAGGAAUUUGCCACCCUGCUGUCACAGUCCGUAUCGGCGGGUUUUGAGGCCGUCUACCAGCUGACCCGGAUGUGCACAAUACGAAUGUCGUUCGUGAAGGGAUGGGGCGCAGAAUAUCGUCGACAGACCGUUACCUCAACGCCGUGCUGGAUAGAGCUGCAUUUAAACGGUCCCCUGCAGUGGCUCGACCGUGUCCUCACCCAGAUGGGCUCACCACGUUUGCCAUGUAGUUCUAUGUCCUAAAACCCAACCACACCCCGUCUGUGUCGCCGUCUGUGUGUGCGUGUCGAUGCUACUAGCCAUAGUUCUUAUCGCGCGCUGUAACGCACAGCCGCGUGGUGGGUCGACAAACUGUUUUCUACCUCCGCCGGAAGAUGUUUUGCUCCUGCGCACCUUCUCCAGCCCCACGCCUGUACCUUCCGAUGCAGCACCAUCUAUGGCGAUACGCCCGUUCGCGAGGUUGCGAACCAUUUCUCUACUAUUAUCAUUUGUUUUUCACUUUCGCUUUACAGAACUUUCCGUAAAGCAUUUUUAAAACUCGACCUUAGAAGGAAUCCUGUAUAUAUAUAUAUAGAUUGUCCCUUGAGUUGAUUGACUGUGUGCUAGGCCGUGGUAAAAUUGACCUUUCGUUUUCUUACUGAAGAAAUCCUUUUGCAGACCUUUGCUUCCUCGAAAGUCGGGAAGGGAGAGAAAUGUUUAUCCUACUUGCCUCAACUGCUACCGGUACUGGAUACUGAUGAUAGCGGAGCAUAACAAAACCCCAAAUCGAAAGGAUGGAGCAUGCGAGAGCUAAAUGUUUUAAGCCAAUAUUUUGUUCCUUAUCUUGAGAAGCAUUGCAGUGCUGUGUGUAACGAUUGUGUGUGUGUGUGUCGAGCGAUUGCAACGUUUAACGGAUCGCGCAUCCGGGAAAAACAGGGUAUCGCGCAUUAACCAAAACGUUACAAUAUACUAAGAUGAUCAUCAAGAUUUUUUACAGUUAAGUUUUUCCUACAAUUGGUUUGCUUCAUUGCUACGUACAUGUUUUUUUUUUGUCUCUAUUUGUUCGGUUUUGUUUUUUUUUACAUUUAUUGGGGGACGUUACAAUACUUACGAAUGCUGUGCAUGUCCUCCUUCGAGGUCCAGGUGUUAAGAACAUUUGAAACGAGAAAUAGUAUGGUGCAGCAGGAAACACCCACUCGCCGCCGGGGUGGAUGGAAUAGAACGAGCCAGAAAAAAUAGUGUUAAACGAGCAUUCGUGUUGUGUGGAAGAAUCGGGGAAUGUAUUAUUAAGCGUGUGUGUGUGUAUGCGAGUGUUUGAGAGCCUGUUGGUCAUAGACGAAAGGAUUGGCGCACGGUAGAGAUAGAAAAGAGAGAGAGAGAGAGACCGAGAAACAGAGCCGUGAUUGUGGCGUGUUUGUGUGUGUGUAUGUUUUUGAAACAGAGGGAGCAGAAAGUGUUGCGGUUGUUGCUGCAACAGAUCGUCCGCACUUUCCCCACACACACACAAGCACACCUAUAGACUGUUCUUUCUCACUUCGGUUCGGUUCGGUAACAGUUCGGAUGGGACAAUUUUCCGGCGCAAGAGUACGUAGAGAGUUUGCGUGUAGAGCAAACACAACCAAAACAAAACAAGAAAGCAAUGUACAACAGAAUGCAACUUUAUUUUUGACACUAUAAAACAUGUGAUGCGUUCAGAGGACGAGGCACACACACACACACACACAAAGAGACAUACAUUUUUGAAUGAAAUAAAGCAGAGCAAACGUUUACUCAAAAAUGAAAAACAGAAAUCCAGUCGGACGUGAUAUCGCCUGGAAGAGAGAAACAAAGAAAGUGAGAGAGAGAGAGAGAGAGAGAGAGGACAAAAGAGAGACUAAAACGCUGGAUGGAAACCCGGCACACGGGGACACGUGGAAAAUUUGUUGAAAGCAAACGUGAAUGUACAGGAACGGAAGUAGUUCAGGGGUGGGGAGGGGUGGGUUGGGGCCGCACACCCAGCAGAGGGGUUUCCUGCCCUCCCCCCCACCCCCUCCCCAGCAAUCACCCGCAAAUCAGGUUGGUACGUACAAUGAUUUCUUUCGCUUAGUUUACGUUUUGUUCUUAGAUCAGUUCAUAGCUCAGAUAAGUUUAGCCGUUUACUUUACCCAUAAACUGGUUGGGAACAGGGAGAGUGAGUGCGGGGGAGGGUCGACAAUUCCGGGCGCAUUGACAUGAGACGGAACGGAAGUAAAGUUUUCUUGUUUGUCAUAGUCGAUCGAUCGAUCGAUCGGGUUUUACUUCACCCCCCGUAACGAUAAUCCCGAGUUUUGUUUUGUCUCCUUUCGUUUCUACAUCUCUAGCAAGGACCUCACUAUUAAAUGUGUUAUAGAGCGUGUUUGAGAGAAAUGAUGAUGAUAAGUGAUGUCCGCGAACGCUAACCAGCUGGAUUAUGAAACCAACCAAACUAUUAUUAGUAGCGAUUGUUAGGUU
Molecule: messenger RNA, 4247 nt
Organism: Anopheles stephensi (Asian malaria mosquito)
Lineage: Eukaryota; Metazoa; Arthropoda; Insecta; Diptera; Culicidae
Product: mothers against decapentaplegic homolog 3-like
Exons: 9
Coding region: 495-2042 (515 amino acids)
Biological process (GO): SMAD protein signal transduction; BMP signaling pathway; regulation of transcription by RNA polymerase II
Cellular component (GO): heteromeric SMAD protein complex
Molecular function (GO): RNA polymerase II cis-regulatory region sequence-specific DNA binding; I-SMAD binding; DNA-binding transcription factor activity, RNA polymerase II-specific
Source: RefSeq, a predicted model, not a curated record